Impatiens glandulifera is the source of this 2171-nucleotide messenger RNA. Its product is annotated as protein high chlorophyll fluorescent 107. The transcript is spliced from 8 exons. Lineage: Eukaryota; Viridiplantae; Streptophyta; Magnoliopsida; Ericales; Balsaminaceae. Bases 21 to 1949 code for a protein of 642 amino acids. Gene Ontology annotation, biological process: regulation of translation; mRNA processing. Gene Ontology annotation, molecular function: mRNA binding; protein binding; single-stranded RNA binding. The record is from RefSeq and is a predicted model, not a curated record. Gene Ontology annotation, cellular component: chloroplast.
AAUCGUAGAGAGAGAAAGCAAUGAAUCUUCUCUCAUCUUCAUCAUCAUCUUCAUCUCCUUGUUCAAAUUCCAGUUUUACAAUCUUCUCUCAAAAUCAUAAUCAUUCAUCAUUCAACUUCAAUGUCGCUGUCAAAACUCCGCGUCUGUCACCUUUCCUCGCUCACCAAUCUUCAUCACCGCCAGUCCUUCAACGGAAACCUCGAUCCACUUCUCCAAAUGAGGAAAUUUCGGAAACGAUCAGUUCUCAGGAACGUAUUACACUAGAUAAAGAUCCUUUGGAUGAGUUACUAGUUCGCCGACCUGUUAUGGAAUAUUCAAGUGAAGAUGUGGAACAGGAAGGAAUUGAUAAACAGGACGUGGAGAGUGAUGAACUGAGUUCUUCGUCUCUAAUUGAUGAAACUCUUACGAAAUUUGCUAAGAAGAUGCCGUUAUUUGAGCCAGGUAGGGUUGAAUCGAGUCCUGUAGAGAGACCUCUGAAGGUAAAUUUGGACCUGGCUUUAUAUAAAGCGAAGGUGAUUGCUCGGAAUUUUCAGUAUGAAGAAGCAGAGGAUCUCCUUUUGAAGUGUAUAUACUAUUGGCCGGAGGAUGGGAGACCAUACGUUGCACUAGGGAAGAUAUUGAGCAAACAAUCGAGAGUAAAUGAAGCAAGGGCUGUUUAUGAGAAAGGGUGCCAAGCAACAGAGGGAGAAAAUCCCUAUAUAUGGCAAUGCUGGGCCGUGUUGGAAAAUAGAAUGGGAAAUAUAAGAAAAGCAAGACAAUUAUUUGAUGCUGCCACAGUUGCUGACAAGAGACAUAUUGCUGCAUGGCACGCAUGGGCAGUAUUGGAGCUAAAACAAGGAAAUGUAAAGAAGGCUAGGAAUCUUCUUAGUAAAGGGGUUAAGUUUUGUGGUGGAAAUGAGUAUGUAUAUCAGACACUUGCAUUGCUUGAAGCCAAAGCAAACCGUUAUGACCAAGCUAGGUAUUUGUUCAAGCAGGCAACAAAAUGUAAUCCCAAAAGCUGUGCCAGUUGGCUUGCAUGGGCACAACUCGAACUUCAGCAAGAAAACAACAAUGCUGCCAGGCAACUGUUUGAGAAAUCAGUCCAAGCAAGUCCAAAAAAUAGGUUUGCAUGGCAUGUAUGGGGAGUAUUUGAAUCUAAAUUAGGUAAUGUCGUCCUGGGAAGGAAACUUUUGAAGAUAGGUCAUGUUUUGAAUCCUAGGGAUCCAGUUCUACUUCAAUCUCUUGGUUUGCUGGAGUACAAGAACUCAGGGCCAAAUACUGCUCGUGUAAUUUUCAAGAAGGCCUCAGAAUUGGACCCAAAGCAUCAGCCAGUUUGGAUUGGAUGGGGAUGGAUGGAAUGGAAAGAAGGAAAUAUAGGUAGAGCCAGGGAGCUGUAUCAGAAGGCAUUGUCAAUUGACUGUACUACUGAAAGUGCUGCCCGCUGUCUUCAGGCCUGGGGAGUCCUAGAACAGAGAAUUAGUAACCUGUCAGCUGCACGUAGAUUGUUUAGAGCUUCUCUAAAUAUAAAUUCUCAAAGCUAUGUUACAUGGAUGACAUGGGCUAAGUUGGAAGAUGAUCAAGGAAAUUCUAUCCGAGCUGAGGAGAUCCGGAACCUAUACUUCCAGCAGAGAACAGAAGUAGUUGAUGAUGCUUCAUGGGUAAUGGGGCUGUUGGACUUUUUUGACCCAGCAGUUGACAGCAUAAAGCGGUUAUUGAAGUUAGACGAAAACUCAGGAGUUAAUGGAAAUUCAGGGAUUGAUAAUGAAGAUGGGGGAGAACAAUCAUCAACUGUAAAUGUAAGUGGAUUUGAUUUAGACGCUUUCCUACGCCAAGAACUCUUUAUUGAUCCAACAGAACUGGAUACUCGAUUCGAUACAUCACUUAAAUCAGUCAUAAUGGUAAGAAAAAGUGUGCCGAGGAUAUGGAAGUCUAAUAAGAGUUCUUCGUCCAACUUAGUGUCUAAAGUCUGAUUUGGUUACCCUUCAAGCUUCUUCUUUUUUUUUUGUUACGACUUCAUCUUGCAAUUCUCCGAGAUAUUGGUGGAAUGAAGAAGAAGACGACCAAAAGAGUUGCACACUCAAAUGUAUGUCACCAAUUAUGUAGAGAAAGCUGUAAAAAGAGGGUAAUGUAACAACCUGUAUGUACAUCACAUGCUUUAGUUUAGUGAAAACAAUAAAAUAAAACUGCCUGCA